AUGGCAUUCCUCGAUAACAUAACACAAUAUGUUAAUACAAUUAAGAAGCACAACAGUGUACUCAGAACGGUAUUGACUUGCAUACCUCUGCUGCUACUGCUCAGCACAAACAAGUCAAACUCAAUUUCAUCGAAAGAGAUGGUCCAAGAGUAUCUGAAUGGAAAAAACAGUGCUGAGAUUCCAGAGUCAUGUGAUUUUAAAUCGUUCGAUGCAUCAAAGCGUUUUAUACUUAACAAUCUUCCACCGAGACAGACGCUGAGGAUCCAAGCAUAUGCAGAGUAUGAAAAAAACUACUGCCAGAUUGUUUCUGCAUUGAAGAUGAUGAACAUCAGCAACAUAAAUGUGGUAGUUGACUUCAACAUGCCUGAUGAAAGAUGCGAAUAUCUAUUUGAUAUUGAUCUUAGGUUUUCAAAGAUAAUGCACAUGGCAGUGUAUCCACUGAGGAAUCACCAACCAAAUUCUGAUCUACUUCUUGUUGCAGAGGUGUUUUUUCCAUCCUCGAUUGUAUUCAGCAUGAAAGAUGUGCUUUUUCCAAAUACACCGGCAAAUCGCUUAGAGAUUCACAUACGAACAACACGCAGAGACAUGCGACAGUUCAUGAACUUUGUCAGGUCCAUAUCAUUUGUAAGGACUCAUCCGUACGGCAGCUACUUCUAUGUGCCGAUUGGCGGGUCGUAUAUCAACGGAACGGCGUUUAUUUCGCUUGUAAUGCCAAUAAUUGUGUACUUUGUGUUGGAUUGGACAUGCAUGGCAUAUGAAGUGUCUUGCACAAGGAUCCUUCUUGGAUCGGUUUUGUACUACAUUUCGCCUAUGUUCCUAGUUCUAUUCGUCCGAAGAAACGAAUCAAUGUGCCUUUGUGCAAUAUUCAUGGUGCUCAAUCCAAAGAUCGGCAUGAUUUAUGCACUUGUGUGCUAUACCAGGAUGGUGCAUGAUGUAUACACACUGGGAUUUAGACAUCUCAAAAGCGUUAACAUGUUGAAACCCCUCAAGUAG
Molecule: messenger RNA, 993 nt
Organism: Ordospora colligata OC4
Lineage: Eukaryota; Fungi; Microsporidia; Ordosporidae
Exons: 1
Coding region: 1-993 (330 amino acids)
Source: RefSeq, a predicted model, not a curated record